Molecule: messenger RNA, 1140 nt
Organism: Caenorhabditis remanei
Lineage: Eukaryota; Metazoa; Nematoda; Chromadorea; Rhabditida; Rhabditidae
Exons: 8
Coding region: 1-1140 (379 amino acids)
Biological process (GO): protein ubiquitination
Molecular function (GO): ubiquitin protein ligase activity
Source: RefSeq, a predicted model, not a curated record
AUGGAUCUAGUACCGGCGAACAUGCUGACUGUUAGCUGUCUUCGAGAGGAGAAAUUCAGUUUGAAGACGUCAUGUCCGAUUUGUAAAGAAGAAUUUGAUCCGAAGCUAAACAUUCCGAAAGUUUUGAGUUGUGGACACUCGAUCUGUGUGAAUUGUCUGAAACGUCUGCUGGAAUCUGUACAAGUAUCUUACUCUGGAAAUGGCGAAGUCUUCACUUCUCUCUCGUGUCCAAUAUGUCGAGCUUCAAUGGAAACUCGACAAGCGAAAAGUUUCCCGAAUAACUUCCAACUGUUGGAUGCUAUUGCACCUGAAGACGCUCGUAUCAUGACUUGUCCAGUUUGUAAACUAACUGGUGCCGAAUCUUCGUUCCAUAUCUGUCGUGAAUGCACUAUCCAGAAUCAUCAAUUUGAUAUUCAGGAAAUUUUGAAGGAAAAGCCUCCAAUUCACCCAGAUAACUACACGAUUUGUUCGACAUGUGUGCUGAAAGAACACAACAAAGAAGGUCAUACUGUCAUUUCGUAUGUUCCAGUGAGACUCGAUCAUCAGUUCAAAACAAACAAGAAAAGUGUGGACGUUCUUAAAUCUCAAAUGACUGAAAAGUUCUCGUCUGUUCGAAUAAUUUUGUCUACAAUUCCGCAACUUGUUGCCAAAAAAGAAGCAGAAAUUAACAGAAUUGUGGAGCUUAUGGAAAGAGCGAAAAGUCUACAGAGUUUAAAUAAAAUAUUCGAAAAAUACAAAAUGGAAAUGAAUGAAAUCAUAAACAUUCUGAAUCUUCUGAUCGAAGGAGGUGGAAAACUGAAUGAAAUGGUCGAAAUUAAGCUUAAAAAUCUGGAGAAAGCUAACGAAGAAAUAGAUGCAAAACAUUGUUUUGCAGAGAAGAUAAAUUUGCUGGAAGUUCUGAAAAUCAAGCCUGAAGAGAUAGAAGGCGCUGUUGUGGAGCUCGAAGAGCCAAAAACUCGCAUUCAGAAGAUAAAAGAGCUUAUCUGGAACACUGUAUCUCCGAUCUGGAAUCAAAUCAAUCAUAAUUCAUUAAAAAUUCUCAAUGAAGACAUCCACCUGGCCCACCAGAAACUUUUCAUUGCCUUCAUCAUUUUCUAUGGAUUCUUCCUCUUUUUCAAGAACAUUUUGGUUUUAUUCUAG